UGUCAUUCCUCCCAAGGGACUACGUGGGAUUAGAAUUUUACACGCAGCGCAACCACAACUCGGUUGAAGAGCAGUAGAGUCAGCAUGAUGCUGGGUGCCAAAGACGGCCAGAAGCUGGACCUGUCCAGGCUUUCAGACGAGGAGGCCAAGCACGUGUGGGAGGUCAUCCAGAGGGACUUCGAUCUGCGGAAGAAGGAGGAGGACAGACUAGGGGAGCUGAAAACCAAGAUUGAAAAGGAGGAUGCCAAGCGUGAGCUGCUAGGCGUGGAGACCAACCUGACCGAAUCCCACUGCAUCCGCUGCCUGCACCCCUUCAAGUUCCUGGUGAACAGCAAGCGGCAGUGCCUGGACUGCCAGCUGUUCGCCUGCAAGGCCUGCUGCCGUUACAGCAAGAAGGAGCACGGCUGGGUGUGCGACUCCUGCUGCACGGCCAGGAUAUUGAAAAUCGGGACGUUGGACUGGUACCACGAGAACGUGCGUGCCCGUUUCAAGCGCUUCGGGAGUGCCAAGGUGAUGCGGUCCCUGUACAAGAGGCUGAACGGGAUGCACGGCUCGCAGCCAGACCUCAGAGGUGCCCGUGAUGAAGACACGCACAGCAUGCCCGAGGUCCGCGGUGUUUACGAUGGCCAUCCCGAGGACUACAUUGACGCUUCGGACGCACAUAGAUACAGGCUGAUGCGAAAGACCAAGCGUCUGCUUUCCGUUCACCCCCUCGAUUUCGAUAUGGACAAUGAGUACGCCACUGUCUCUCGCCGCCAGUCCCUUCAGUACCCGGGGAGCCUGGAGAGCAUGACGCGGCGGCGGUCCAUGAUGGCGGAGGCCGACGUGGCGUCCGUGUUCCAGCAGAUCCUGGAGGAGCAGGCCUCUCACGAGCACUUCAACAGGCCGGAGGUGCACCUGCACGUGCACCGCCGCAAGAGCAUGGACAGAGCCUCGCGCUCCGACGAAGGGCAGUUCGGCGAGCACAGGAUGAUGCGCACGCGCUCCCUGUCCAAGAUGGCCCCCCCCAACGGCCCCCAGCGGCACUACUUCCAGGACAUGGACUCCUCCGAGGAAGAGGAGGGCCAGCGGGCCCCGAUGUACCAGCUGCCCGCCCGGCGCCGGAGCCGUGCCUCCUCCCAGGAGAGCGUCCAGCAGCCCCCGCCCCAGAUCAAUGACUUGAACAAGCGCAUGUCUGCCAUUGAAAGCCUGCUUAAUCGUCUGGAAGAGAAAAUGACCGUACCGCCAGAGCAGCCCGCCUGUAUGUCCGAGGCCGAGCAGGAGGAGAGGAAGCUGCGGAAGAAGCUGAACGAGCUGACGGGCAACAUCAGCGACAAGGGCCUCUCCUCGGAGGACGAGGACACCAAGAAAGCCCCGGGGCCCAGGGGGACCCCAGGGAGGAGUGCUACCCGGGGGAAUGCGCCCCCCGCCGGGCCCCCUCUCCAGCCGGCCACGCUCAGCUCCUCCAGCGACGAGCUUCCCUCUGAAGUGCGUAAGGUCUACCCGACAGCAGGCAAGCCCCUCACCCUGGACAAGAAGCAGAGGGCUCUGAGCGAGGCCACACAGAGCCACUACAGCGGCACCACGGACUCAGAGCUGUCCGAGCUGGAGGACAAGGUGGCUUGGGCUGCCGCCAAGGUCCACAACACAGAGAGCGAGAUGUCAGACAUAGAGAACAGGAUUGCUGCUCUCAGUGCUGCUGGGAUGUCAGUAGAGAAGUCCAAGAAGAGGCCAUCAGGAACUCACCAAAGAAAAAAGGCACCUGACGUCCCUUUGAGACAAGCCGACCUGUUCUUGCGAAAUUCCAUCUACCGAGGUUCUCUGACCCAAAGGAACCCGGUGGCCAAAGACAAGCCUAAAGCAAGCAACGCGAAACCGGUUUUGGCUCAAGCUUUAUAAGGAAGCUGUCAUUGAUGUGAGUGGCCUUUGCUCUCCAGCAAGAAUACAAAUCCCACAAUGCCUUGGAGCAGCCUGCAAGCACUCGACCUGCAGGUCACAUGACCUGCUUUUCCCAAUGAGAAGCUCUGGGUGUUCAUUGCCAUCUGAUGUAUUAUAGCAGGGGUGCCCAAUCAUGUGCCAUAGAAAGCUGAGAGUACACCAGCUGAUUUCACUAAUUAACACACCAUCAACCAGAGAGGAGGGAACUAAUUAGUGAAAUCAGAUGGUGUACUGAUUGGUUGGAAUGAAAACAGCCAUACAUCUCGGCCCUCCGUGACACAUGAUUGGACACCCCUGUAUUAUAGUCUGUGGUGUCAGCGAUUCUAUGUCUAGACCUAAAAUUAUGUAUCUAUUAUUUUAUGUGUCAUUGCACAUUCAGCCAGGUAAGCCAAAUGAGGAUAUUCAAGGUAUUGUAGUCCAAUAGAUGCUGCACGGUCCAAUGAUACCUAAAAUACCUGAUUUGCCAUCCCGUUACCUUGGUCACCUACUGUAUAUCCCUCAAUACCAUAUAAGUGAAGAUGUGUAUGUAACAUUAAUCCAGGAAAAAUUUAAUUCAGGUUUUACUGUCCUAAUACAUAUUACAUACAUGUUAGAUCAUUAUCUCCAGCUAUAUGUAUAUGGUAUAUGUUUGUACUGCUAAGCCUCUUAUAUAUAUUCAAACAUUUUCCUGUAAAAACUAUAAAUAAAUCAAUCAGUCUUGCAAAUAUAACCCUUUUCCAAAAGAAAGAUGAUCUUUUCACCUUCGAACUGAUCUGAACAAUAUGUCCAUAAAUACAUGCUGUGUGUAUGUGAUAACUUGGCUUUAGUGGGCCAUUCAUACCAUUGGCUAGGACAAGCUAUACUUAUAGGAAUGGCAUUUUUCAUUAGAACUAAAAGCAGCACACAAAGAAGACGCCUUGGAACUGUGUUUGGGUAGCCCUGCCAUAUAUUACGCCUCUCCCAAAUGUCUGUCCCCACUUGUGUUGAAGUUGCAGCAAUAAUAAUAAACAUAAGCUUGCUAGCAUUGUGUUCCGCUUCUUUGAAAUGUUUGCAACGUCAGUGUUAGGUUUUCAUAUCCUAAAGUGGUUUUGUUUUUAAUUGGAUCAUGAAGACAUUUAAUUAGAUAUAGUGCAUGGUUAGGUUCAAAUCGUUUACACGUCAUUUGCUUGCUGCUUGCUGCUUACUCACAAAAACACUCGAACACACGACAGCAUUCACUCCCAACAAAUUGUUAUUCUGCACAAAAGGACCCCAUGGUAUGCAGUCACCCUGUCCUUUGGCCAUUAGGAAAUUUGCCCACUUAAAAGUAAGUAAGGUUCACAUUUGUUCAUGAAAAGUUUUAGGUUUCUGAUUUGUUUUCGUGAUAUAACUGCCAUUCAAACUGUGGUGAGGAGUAGGUUUGUGUUGUGCAUGAGCGAAUUUCUCAGUGCAUUUUCUAUGGUAAAUCUGGAUUAAAGAACAUGCUAAAAUGAGACACGUUUUUGACUUGAAUAAUCUGGGUCAUAUUUUCUUGUAUUAUUCUCACUAGUUUGUGCAGACUAAUCUGCUUCUAAUUCAGGAUGACAUUGACACUGUAGUAUAAAUAUUUAUAUUUCGAUUAUGCCUGAAGAGCUUGUGACUCAUCAAAAUCUUUGAAGUUUGAUUUUUCCCUUGCACUUGGAAAAAUUGGUUGUUCCAGAUUUCCUAACCUUCAAAUUAAUUGCAAUAAAUAGCAUGACGUUACAGUGACUAGCCAUACUUUAAUUUAUAAGAGAGUAACUUAAAUCUCCUCCCCACACACGACUCCGCUGACUUUGUAUAUUCCUGUCCCGGGCCUGCCUUUAAUAA
Messenger RNA from Conger conger (European conger), 3723 nucleotides. RefSeq names its product melanophilin b (gene mlphb). Gene Ontology annotation, cellular component: cortical actin cytoskeleton. The coding region runs from base 85 to 1878 and encodes 597 amino acids. The record is from RefSeq and is a predicted model, not a curated record. Gene Ontology annotation, biological process: intracellular protein transport. Gene Ontology annotation, molecular function: myosin binding; actin binding; small GTPase binding. The transcript is spliced from 16 exons. Lineage: Eukaryota; Metazoa; Chordata; Actinopteri; Anguilliformes; Congridae.